AUGCUGGCCACACUGUUCCUCAUACAGGUCAAGGUGCCAUUGGCCUUCUUGGCCACCUGGGCACACACUGGCUCAGUCAUUGCCAAGGAAAUGACUCCACCAGAACGGAUCCUCUUUCCCCCAGAGGACAUCUGCAUGGACUGGCUGCACACGCGGAGACCUGGGCCGGGGCUCCGCAACCGGGGCAGCACCUGCUACGUCAACGUCAUCCUGCAGUGCCUGACCUACACCCCCCCUCUGGCUAAUUACCUGCUCUCUCGUCAGCACAGCCAGUCCUGUGAUCAGGAAGACUUCUGCAUGAUGUGCAUCAUGGAAGACCACGUUCGGAAGAUCAUGUAUUCCUUGGCCAACGCUGUCCUGCCUAGGGCUGUCCUCAAGAGCCUCAGAUUCAUAGGAGAAUUUAAGCCUGACGUAGCAGGAGAUGCCUACGAGUUCUUCUGCUGUGCUCUCCAUGCCAUGCAGGAUGCUUGUCUGCCUGGAAGCACAGUCUUGGACGUCUCUUCUCAGACAACUACCCUCAUCUACCAAAUAUUUGGGGGCUUUCUGAGAUCCAGAGUCACGUGCUUGAGAUGCCAAGCAGUUUCUGAUUCCUACAAGGCCUUCCUGGAAGUCCUUUUGAAAAUCAAAGCAGCCUCAUCCCUCACCGCGAUCCUGGAGAACUUUGUGAAACCCAAGCUGCUGAAUGGGAAACAGUGCAUGAGAUGCAGCAAGUAA
This is a messenger RNA of Manacus vitellinus (golden-collared manakin), 714 nucleotides long. RefSeq names its product ubiquitin carboxyl-terminal hydrolase 42-like. Gene Ontology annotation, biological process: regulation of apoptotic process; protein deubiquitination. Gene Ontology annotation, molecular function: cysteine-type deubiquitinase activity; cysteine-type endopeptidase activity. Gene Ontology annotation, cellular component: nucleus; cytosol. The record is from RefSeq and is a predicted model, not a curated record. The transcript is spliced from 7 exons. Lineage: Eukaryota; Metazoa; Chordata; Aves; Passeriformes; Pipridae. Bases 1 to 714 code for a protein of 237 amino acids.